Messenger RNA from Metopolophium dirhodum (rose-grain aphid), 2872 nucleotides. RefSeq lists its product as uncharacterized. Lineage: Eukaryota; Metazoa; Arthropoda; Insecta; Hemiptera; Aphididae. The coding region runs from base 803 to 2776 and encodes 657 amino acids. The record is from RefSeq and is a predicted model, not a curated record. The transcript is spliced from 9 exons.
AUUUACAACCGGAUAAACAGGCAUAAACAGACCUGGUACAGCUUACAGACAAAAAAAAACUAUACAAUAUCUAAUUGUUUUUGUUCUAUGUCAUUACCAAUAUUAUAAUUUAUAAUGAACUAUGUACAUCCGUGGAAUUUAAUCUCUGUACGUUAAGUAUAUCGGAGUAUUUUUGCUCAUGACUUUAUCAUGUUUUUGCUUAUAUUAAAAUAUUACAUUAAAUUAAGUACUCUGUAGUGUUGAGUAAUUUCGAUCGCAGGUUAAUAUCCUGCAAGGCUGAAAAUUGAGACUUGCAACAGGCUACGCUUGAUCGUAAUUCGUGUUCGUCGUCUGACGCUUCUUUCAUCUAUUGCGUGUUAUCGCCCGACGUUUACUUACAUGUUGGUAAAUAGUUGUUAUUAUUAUUAUUAUUGUUGUUGUUGUUGUUUCCGCUUGUGAACCGUGAGUGCGCGUCGUUCGUGACUGAGGAGUGCAUUAGCGACGACGCACCGACGAAAUAUCAAUAUAUUAUCAUCGUACUGCGGUCUGCGACGACGGGCGUUCGGUCAUCGGUGGUUCAUCUGAACAUUGAUUACAUUCAGAACGGCGCAGGUACUGCUCGGUUCUAGUUAACCGUAAUAGAGGUCCGGUGUUCCGAUUUUUGGUCUGCAGAACGUUGAUCACGGACGAACGCGAUCGGCGCCGAACAAUAGGGCAGAGUCUCGAUACCCGCUCUAUCGAUCGUCCCAGACGACGAUCGUUGUUACAGUUGCGCAUUGCGUUAGCCGUCUGAAUGGUCAUUUGAAGAUCAAAAUCCGGUACGAUGACGACCAACGCUCUAAAACGACAACGUGAACCCGACGACGAAAUCGUCGUCGUCCCUGCCUACUCGUCCUCCAACUCUGAUGAUGCUAUGACCACCAGUUCCACGAAUACCGCUACUACUACAAUCCUGGACCUGCCGACCGAAUUGAUUGAGUAUAUUUGCUGCUGUGACUCGUUGAAAUUGAUUGACGUAUUCAACCUUUCUGUUUCGCAUUCCAAACUCAACAACUGCUUGUUCCACGAACGAAACUCUUGCCUCUGGAAAUCCAAAUUCAUACAAAAGUACGGUUUGUUGGACAAUGAGGAAUAUGAAGUUGUUAUCGAUGAAAAAAACACUUGGAAAGACGAGAUCAUGUUGCGUAUGAGUUUGGAUAAAGCUGUACCUGCUGAAAUUAUACAAAUGCCAUGCAAGUACAUGAAGUUUAAAAAUGUACCAUAUCAUUUAUAUCCGUUUAGUCAAUAUCUGAACUCAAAAAAUGAAGGCCAUAGAUAUUAUGUUCUAUCAGCAAUUGCAGCUUAUUAUAAGCAACUACAGAGUAACGAAUGCUGUAAUGAAAAUUAUGAUCUAUUGUAUAUGGCACAUCAAUUUCUUAUUUAUUCGUGCCAAGUGUAUUUUGGUUACAAGUUAAGUCAUUUCUUAAGUUUACCACCGGCGGAACAAAUUGUUGAACGAGGAUUUUACUUACUUGGACGUUGGUGGUGUCCUACGGUUAACAUACCAUAUCGCGAUAUAAACAAAAGUUUAAACAACAUAGCUAUUGAUGUGUGUAAUCGCAUUCGUUCAGCAAACCCAGUACAUCCUCUGUUUGAGCAUGAAAACUGUUUGAAACAAGUGGUUGAACGAGGAAAAUUCAAUCUUAAUAAUGAUUUAUUUGAUGAGACUAGCACAAUGUUUAUACUUGACAACAUAAGACAAAUCAUAUUUUCAGAAGAUCAACUGGUUUGUUAUUGUAACCACGACUUAAAUUGCUUUUUGUUGCAGCAGGUUAUUGAUCGGAGAAAAGGUUCUGUAUUUUUGCUGUGUGUAAUAUUUGAAUCAGUUGCUAGACGAUUAGGAGUAAAAGUUCGUUUAACUGCAACAUCUGUACACAAUUUUGUAUCUUGGUCAUCUUCAUGGCCGGGAAACAAACGUAAGAACCCUACAUGCUACUUGGUAGAUAUCGCUGGUGGUGGUGUCAUGCGGAAGGCUACAGUUUGUCCAGUCUCAAGAAAAUUGCCAGAACAGUAUAUAGGAAAUUCUAUACUUGACUUGUUUUGGACAUUUAGUAAAACUGUGGAACAGCUCACUAUUGAAAAUAUGGCUACAUAUAAAUAUGUGUUGGAUUUCCAAAAACUCUUAAAACCUGAUGAUUCUGAGGUUGAGUUUAAAUGUCAGAAAUUCCAUCAGUAUUAUGACUAUUGUCGAUGUCCCUUACUCAGAAAUCCGUCUAAUCCCUAUGCUCCAAACCAUGUAGAUGAGAAGAACAUUAUGUACACAGAUUGGGAAGAAAUUUUCCCCCUAGUACCUAAAACACGUGGUGAGCUUCAUGAUCCAAAAUAUUCAAUUGGCAUGAUGAUUGAUACCAUUACAAUGGGUAAUGGCUCUUGUUCGAGCAUAGUGACUAAACGUGGUGUUGUUGUGGGCUGGACAAGAGUGCCCAGUAACAACCCAUUGCCAAAUCCAACUGUUUAUCAUGUGCUCAUCAGACCUGAUCAUUAUUUCAGUACAGCCAAAUAUCAAAACCCUGUUAUCAAAGCUAUAUGGGAAGGCAGAUAUGAAAAAUUGCAGCGACAACUAAAACCGUACGAUUACAGUUUCAAGAACAUUGGCAAGUUUUUCACACACUACAGUCAUGAGUUGUGCGCUUUUGUGCCAAUUAAUGAUUUGGCACAACUUUAUCCCGAUGAUCUAUCUUACACUAUCAGUAAAUCAAAGAAUAUCGACUGCAAAGUUAAACAGUUCACAGGUCCCCACGUUGUUCCUAAGUAUUAAUGUUUUUUUUUUUUUACAAAUGCGAUUAUAUAUUUUUUUUGUUUGUCUUACUAUUAUAAUUCAAACAGUACCUAAAUUAUACAUUUUUUAAAUAUA